AUGCAGGUUUGUGCUCUGUCGGAGACCCUCCUGGAGAACGCCACCAUCACUCAGCUGGAUCUGUCAUACAACUUCAUAGACGACUCUGGAAUGAGGAGCAUAGUGCAUCUUUUGAAGAUCAACAGGAAUCUGAAGUCUUUGCAAUUGGAAGGAAAUUGCAUCACAUCUGCGGGCGCCGCCUCCCUCGCGGCAGUGCUGUCUCAUUCAAGCAAUACGGGGCCCGCGCUGCACAGGUUGUCAUUGCGCGGCAACCCGCUCGGGGAUGAGGGCGUGGCAGCCAUCGCCGAGGCUCUCAGAACGAACGUGAAUAUCAGGCACCUCGACCUGGGGCGCACUGACAUGGGAGAGAAGGGCAUCGUGGCUCUGUGCGCUGCAUUGACAGAUCGCAACUUCCUGGAAAUCCUGGGACUGGAGAAGCCUUUGGUGCAGGGGCCCAAAGACAACCUCAUGUGCCACAUGGCCCUCAUGAUCGCCCGCGCCCAUCACUUGUCGACGCUGGGGCUGGGAAAGCACUCCCUGACGGACAGCGAGUUCGAGACACUGCUGGCGUACGGCCUGACGAAGAACAGGAGCAUCACGUCAUUGGACUUGAGAGCCAACAAACUGUCUGGAAUGUCAGGCCCCGCCCUCGUCCGCCUCUUGAAGGAAUGCCCCGCGCUCCGCGACCUCAACUUGUCGCACAACGACCUGGGCGACAGCGGCGCCCUCGCCGUUGCUCAGUGCCUCCCUUACGCCCACCAGCUCAGGCACCUCGACCUCCGCGGCAACAGCAUACGGGAGGCCGGACUGGCGUCCCUGGCAGAGAGCCUCCGGCCGAGCGCGGCCCUGGAGUCGUUGCUGCUGUGGGGCAACGGCUUCGGCCCCAUGUCUAGCCAGGCGUUCGGCGACGUGCUGGAGGCGCUUGCCGCGGAAUCCAGGAAGCCGGUCAUGGACAUUGCGCCAUAUGAGGUCGACGGGCAGCCAGGCGUGGCCGCCGUCGAUGUGGCUUCUUAG
This is a messenger RNA of Ostreobium quekettii, 993 nucleotides long. Lineage: Eukaryota; Viridiplantae; Chlorophyta; Ulvophyceae; Bryopsidales; Ostreobiaceae. The record is from the annotation of a GenBank genome assembly.